Didymosphaeria variabile is the source of this 3006-nucleotide messenger RNA. It is a transcript of the gene VPS11, whose product is annotated as Vacuolar protein sorting-associated protein 11. Gene Ontology annotation, biological process: vacuole organization; vesicle-mediated transport; intracellular protein transport. The coding region runs from base 1 to 3006 and encodes 1001 amino acids. Gene Ontology annotation, cellular component: HOPS complex; endosome. The record is from RefSeq and is a predicted model, not a curated record. Gene Ontology annotation, molecular function: protein binding; protein-macromolecule adaptor activity. NCBI's taxonomy places the organism in Eukaryota, Fungi, Ascomycota, Dothideomycetes, Pleosporales, Didymosphaeriaceae. The transcript has 3 exons.
AUGGAAGCGCUGACCCCGACGCAGUGGCAGUUUAAGUUCUUCGACGUUUCGCAAGUCAAGCUCCCGGACGACGAGAGCUCAUUCCUCUCGGAGCCUGGAAGCAUCACAUCUGCAGUAGCGGGCUCAGAAAGCAUCUUCUUCGGAAGCGCAGAUGGCGUCGUUCGCAUCGUCUCGCAGGCCUUCAAGGUCGUGCGCUCGUUCAAAGCGCAUGACACGGGCGCUAUUAAUUACAUGAAGCAGGUGCAGGGCACUUCUUUGCUGGUCACAAUUGCUGAGGAUCUGUCCAACGAGCCGGUUCUGAAAGUAUGGGCGUUGGACAAGCUAGAAAAGAAGACCGGCAUCCCGCGCUGCCAGAGCACGCUCACAAUACACAAUGGACGCAAACAAUUUCCCAUAUCAGCUUUUGCUGCACUAGAUGAUCUAUCUCAGCUGGCAGUGGGUUUCGCAAAUGGCGCCGUUACCGUUGUUCGCGGCGACCUCAUCCACGACCGCGGCGCAAGACAACGAACCGUCUUCGAGUCUGAGGAGCCUGUCACUGGCAUAGAAUUCCGCGAGGGCAACAUCACAACCUUGUAUAUUGCGACGACAGGUCGGAUAUUGACAUUGGUGAUAUCGGGCAGAGGACAAGGGCAGCCAGCAAAGUCCCUGGACGACCACGGCUGUGGUGUAGGAUGCAUGGCGGUAGACAAGUCUACACGCGAUGUGGUCGUAGCGCGGAACGAUGCCAUCUAUUACUACGGCCAACACGGAAGAGGCCCGCCCUACACUUAUGAGGGUGAGAAGAAUAUGGUCACCACGUUCAAGGAUUAUGUGGUCAUCGUUUCGCCGCCCAAGUCGAAUGUCAUGUCACGUUCCAAUCCUCUCAGAGCGCUCGGCAUGGGCCCAGCUGAUGAUGCCUUUAAUACAUCCGGUUUCACAUUGCUCAACACCGAGUUGAGAUUUGUGGCACACCAAGAGCAGAUCACCUCGCAAGUCAAGUUCCUCGUUGCGGAAUGGGGCGAUCUUUUCGUGUUAACCAUGGACGGCAAGAUAUUCCGCUACCACGAAAAGCCCUUUUCUCAAAAAUUAGACAUUCUGUAUCAGCGUAAUCUCUACGUUCUGGCUAUCAACAUGGCUCAAAAGGCUGGCCUUGAUUCUUCGCAGCAGAAUGUGAUCCUCCGGAAAUAUGGCGACUAUCUAUACCAGAAGCAAGACUACGACACGGCAAUGCAGCAAUACCUGAAAGCGAUUGACAAUACUGAGCCCUCACAAGUUAUCCGGAAGUUUCUGGACACGCAACGGAUACACAAUCUGAUAGAGUACCUGGAAGAAUUGCAUGAUCACCACAAGGCCACAUCAGAUCACACAACCCUCCUUCUCAACUGCUAUGCAAAGCUGAAGGAUGUGGAGAAACUCGAGGAGUUUAUCAAGUCUCCAGGCGAUGAUCUCAAAUUCGAUCUUGACACAGCAAUCUCAAUGUGUCGGCAAGGAGGCUACUUUGACCAAGCCGCCUAUUUAGCACGAAAGCACGGCGAACAUGAGAUGGUCAUUGACGUUUUGAUCGAGGAUUCGAAACGAUAUGCGGAAGCGCUCGCCUACAUUUGGCGAUUAGAGCCCGAAGUGGCUUAUUUCAACCUCAUGAAGUACGCAACCGUGCUGCUGGAGCAAUGUCCGAAAGAUACAACCCAAAUAUUUAUCGAUUACUAUACCGGCAGCUUCAGGCCAAAGAAAGACGCUAUUGUUAUACCCAAUGCUCCCGCAUCUUCAGGGAUGGGGAUGGGCUUGGGCGUGGCUUCUAGCGCCGUGCAGAACCUCGCUGCUCUUCUACCCCUUCCGUACAUGAACACCAGUGCGGUCGCGUCGCCACCUUCAGGCGAGUCGAAAUCAACUAUGAGCCAAGCUCAAGUCGUCGAAACCAGCACGGAUGAACCACCACCAGAGUAUGAGAUACCCAAACCUCGAACAGCAUUCUCCGCCUUCGUAGACCAUCCUCAAGAGUUCAUCAUCUUCCUUGAGGCCUGCAUCGAGUCCCAAAACAUGCGUGAAGACGACAAGGUAGAUCUCUACACCACCCUCUUUGAGAUGUAUCUGCACACGGCGUCUUCGAAGAAAGACGGUGAGCGAAAAGAGUGGGAAAACAAAGCAAAAACACUGGUAGAAGGCAAUAAUAUCCCGAUCGACACUUCGAACGUCCUCUUACUCUCGCAUCUAUCAAAUUUCCGCGAUGGCACCAUCCUCGUCCGCGAACAGCAGGGCCUGCACUUUGACAUCUUCCGCUCCUACACCGCCGCCAACGACACGCAAGGCGCCAUCCGCGCGCUCCGCAAAUAUGGUCCCGAAGAACCCGCGCUCUAUCCCGCCGCCCUCAGGUACUUCACCUCCUCACCCGAAAUCCUCGCCGACGCUGGUGACGAGCUCGAUACCGUCCUCAAGAAGAUCGAUGAUGAUGGUCUCAUGGCCCCGCUGCAAGUCAUCCAGACACUCUCUACCAAUGGUGUCGCCACAAUGGGCAUGAUCAAGACAUACCUCUCCGCCACCAUCGAGCGCGAGCGUUCGGAAAUCGCCACCAACCGCCGCACCAUCGAGACUUUCCGGUCCGACACCGAGACCAAGAAGGCGCAGCUUCAGACUCUUAACACGAAGCCCGAGACGUUCCAGGCGACUCGGUGUAAGGUGUGCGACCGCCCGCUAGACCUACCUGUCGUACACUUCCUCUGCAAGCAUAGCUUUCACCAGCGAUGUCUCAGCUUGGACGAGGAUGUUGAAGACGAGAGUGUCGAGUGUCCGCUGUGCAGUGGGCAGAACCAGACUGUGCGGGCGAUACGGAAGGCGCAGUUGGAGAGCGCGGAAAGGCAUGAUUUGUUCAAGGAUGCGUUGAAGAGGGGUAGGGAUGGGUUUGCGGUUGUGAGUGAGUGGUUUGGACGGGGGUUAUGGGGGUGGGUACGGCGGAGUGAUACCUUCUCAGACGAAAGAUUAUACAAUCCUAUUCAUCGAAUGCACUCUGAGACAAGCUACCUCAACACAUGA